Messenger RNA from Ochlerotatus camptorhynchus, 704 nucleotides. RefSeq lists its product as uncharacterized. The transcript is spliced from 2 exons. The record is from RefSeq and is a predicted model, not a curated record. NCBI's taxonomy places the organism in Eukaryota, Metazoa, Arthropoda, Insecta, Diptera, Culicidae. Bases 116 to 265 code for a protein of 49 amino acids.
UGUCGUUUGUCAGGCAUCAGUUCAAAAGUGACCGUAGUCCAAACCUAACGGUGGAUUAUUUUAAUUUCAUUCAAUUCGAUCUUCCUUACGUGGAAGCAAAAAAUUAUUGGUGUCAAUGUUAUUAGUAGAAUCAGAUUCUGCGUUGAAAUUCAUUCCGUCUGUAAGGCUGAUCAACAACCUUAGCCUUCGCAAAGGAAGCCGUACAGGAAACUCAGGCAACCCGCUGGAGUUCCAAGUGCUCACGCAAAUCCAGUACGUGCCCUGAAUAGACGGAAGUCCAGCAGUCCACCGUUUUCAACUGUGUAUACCAGAACCGCAAGCCAACAGACAAACGGAAGCAAAAUGGUGCAAGAGACAAAAACUCGCAACAUGGGCGGCCAACAGAACAACGGCAACAGUGCGCUGUUGCGCCAGCCAGAAAAAUCAUCGGCCAAUCUCGGUAGUAGCAUUCAAAAGAUGAAAAUGACCAAUAAUGGGUCCACAUUCGGCAGUGCAAAAUCUAACGACCCAGGCAAAUCGGCGACCAAUUCGGCCGUCUGGGGUCAGUUCAAAAAUCGCGAUCAAUUCGUCAGUAUGCAUUUCUCGUAGAUGCACAAUUGAUUCGUUUCGAUCCGGAAUGAGGAGAUUGUGAGAAGGAUCAUUUCUAAGAUUCGUAUACUAAACAAACGCAAAAUUAUACAAUCAAAAUUGAUUUCAGAAAGCAA